This is a messenger RNA of Syngnathus typhle (broad-nosed pipefish), 7169 nucleotides long. It is a transcript of the gene nphp3, whose product is annotated as nephronophthisis 3. NCBI's taxonomy places the organism in Eukaryota, Metazoa, Chordata, Actinopteri, Syngnathiformes, Syngnathidae. Gene Ontology annotation, molecular function: oxidoreductase activity, acting on the CH-CH group of donors; protein binding; flavin adenine dinucleotide binding. The coding region runs from base 390 to 6473 and encodes 2027 amino acids. The transcript has 46 exons. Gene Ontology annotation, biological process: convergent extension; kidney development; determination of left/right symmetry. Gene Ontology annotation, cellular component: mitochondrion. The record is from RefSeq and is a predicted model, not a curated record.
CACGGUUUGUCCCUUACGAGUCCCCUUAUGUUACCAAGGUAGCCCAGAAGAAGCCCAAGUGAGUCUGAUUGCAGAACGCACAUUUUACCCAACAUUUUCACCGUGACAACGUUGCGGACGCUAUAGUGUAGAUAAAACGCUCUCCCCCGUUAUCCUAAAAAAUAUUUUCCACUCGUGACAUUACUGUUUUCUUCGAGAGCCAUCUUCGUGAUGCUAACGCUAACUAAACCAGCAACAGGUUGUAUAAACGGUAGGUGCUAAUUAGCAUGUAGCAUAGUGGGGACUUGUGUAUGUGGAAUAUUUUAAGACAAGUUUAGUUUAAUGACAUUUUUACGGCAACAAUUUGCAACAUAUUCCCCCAAAAGGCUAACGGGGGGCCCUUUGCUAACAUGGGAACGGCCUCCUCCCUGGUCAGCCCCGGGGAGGUGAUCGAGGAUGGCUACGGCGGCGAGGGCGGCGAAGCGUGCGAGAUUCCCGUAGAGGUGAAGCCAAAAGCCCGACUCUUGCGCAGCUCCUUCCGCCGGGGACCUCGGGCGAUUGGGGCCAGCUUCAAGUCGACUGGCUCCGUGGACCUCGAGUACGCCGCCGAGUACGAGCGGCUGCGGAAAGAGUACGAGAUCUUCCGCGUAAGCAAGAACAACGAGAUCACGUCCAUGCAGAAGAAGGAGUCCAAGCUGGACGAGGAGAAUAAGAGGCUGAGAGCUGAGUUGCAGGCUUUGCAGAAGACCUACCAAAAGAUCCUGAGAGAAAAGGAGAGCGCCCUGGAGGCCAAAUACCAAGCCAUGGAGAGGGCUUCCACUUUUGAGCACGACCGGGAUAAAGUGAAAAGACAAUUUAAGAUUUUUAGAGAGACGAAGGAAAAGGAAAUCCAGGAUCUCCUUCGCGCUAAGAGGGACUUGGAGUCCAAAAUGCAACAACUGCAAGCCCAGGGCAUCCAGGUGUACUCUCCCGACGAUUCCGAUUCGGACGACAACCAAACGACUGUGACUGCUGCGGGAACCCAGUCCGAGUACUGGACCGGGGGGGUGCUGGGUAGCGAGCCUUCUAUGGGCAGCAUGAUGCAGCUGCAGCAGACCUUCCGGGGACCCGAGUUGGCCCAUAGCCUCAUCGACGUCGAGGGCCCCUUCGCAAACGUGAGCCGAGACGACUGGGAUGCUGCGGUGGCCAGUCUGCUGCAGGUGUCGCCUCACGUGCCUCAGGCCUUGUGGAGCAACACGGUACGCUGCUACUUCAUUUGCGCACCGGAGACCAAAGCUGAGAUGGACAUUUUUACCAAGAAGCACUCUCUGGUGCUGAGGAGGCUGUGUGAAGGUCUAGGACAUUUCUACCUUAACGUCUGCUUCCACGAAGACGCCGCCGCCGCCUCGUUUGCGUCGGCACGCAAACGGGAGAUUGAGAGGAGCUCCGUGUGCGUGCUGCUUCUCAAAUCUACCGUCAACAGCUCCGUGGUGGAGGAUUGUGAGGAGGCUUUUGUGAAGAAUCCAGAUGGCCAUCCAUUAGUGCUCUACCUCAGGACGGAAGGAGAUGGGAACCUGUCCGGGCCCACCAGGAAGCUUCUGGAAAGGGUCAACGUUGCGGACAAGGCUGCUAAAAUUAAGGUCUUGGAUCACAGCGGUUCUGCUGAAGAUGGAGCCAGCCUCAUUUCAGCUCAGCUGGAGAAAGUCAUCAAGCAGGAGUUACUCGGUCUGGAAGGAGCGGACGGCGACCCGAAGGACUCCGGGAUGGAGGAGGGCCGCGAGGAAGACGCAGGCGACGUCCUGUGGGACCUUCAUGACGAGCAGGAGCAGUUGGAGUCCUACCAGCAGGCGUGCGGCAGCACCGGCUCCCAGCUAGGCUUCCAAAAGUACGUGGAGCGGCUCGACGACAUGAUCGCCGCCCCUCCUCCGACUCCGCCUCUGCUGGUGUCGGGCGGUCCGGGCUCGGGGAAGUCCCUUCUCCUCGCCAAAUGGAUGGAGCUGCAGCAGAAGCAGUCCCCCAACACCUUGUUCCUCUCCCAUUUCGUCGGGCAACCUUUUUCCUCCAGCUCUGAGCCCGUGCUCAUCAUCAAGCGCCUGACCGUGAAACUGCUGCAACAUUUCUGGUCCAUUUCGGGCUUGUCCAUGGAGCCCAGCAAGAUCCUGGAGGAGUUCCCACGCUGGCUGGAGAGGCUCUCGGCGCGCCACCAGGGCAAUAUCAUCAUCAUCAUUGACUCCAUCGACCAAAUACAGCACGCGGAAAGACACAUGAAGUGGCUGAUCGACCCGCUGCCCGUCAACGUCAGAGUGGUUGUGUCCGUCAACGUGGAGACGUGUCCUCAAGCGUGGCGGUUGUGGCCCACUCUCCACUUGGACCCGCUGAGUCCCAGGGAAGUCGGUAGUGUGGUGAACGCCGAGCGCCUCAGCGCGGACCUCCAACUUGGCAAGGAUCAGGAGAAGAAGCUGGAAAAGCACUGCCGCUCAGCGUCCACCUGCAACGCUCUAUACGUCACGCUGCUCGCCAGGAUGAGCGCCAGCGGAUGGUGGUUGGAGAAGAGCCUGGAGCGGUGCCUGCAGUGUCAGGACACCUUGUCGCUGUACCGCCUGGCGCUCAAAACCACGCUGGACUCCCUCGGCUCGGACAAAGAGCGACACGUCGCCAGAGAGAUACUCUGCCUGGUGUAUUGCAGCCACAAUGGCGUGAGCGAGUCGGAGGUUCUCGACCUUUUCCCGGAGUUGCAAUUUCCGGCGCUGGCGUCGCUGCUCUUUGGUCUGAGUCGACUCUGCGUGCUCACCCUCCGCUGCGGCCUCAUCAGGUUCCGCCAUCUGCAGGCAUGGGAAGCAGUGCGAUUGGAGUUUCUGAGCGGAGGCCGCGGCUGCGCUUCCUACCGAGAAAAGCUGAUCCACUACUUCAGCCGGCAGCUCAGUCACGACGGCGUGACGUGGCGCGUCGCCGACGAGCUGCCCUGGUUGCUUCAGCAGCAGGAGGACCGCAGCAAACUGCAGCUGAGCCUUCUGAACCUCUUUGUCUCCCAGAACCUGUACAAGAGGGGUCAUUUCUCCCAGUUGCUGGCCUACUGGCAGUACGUGGGCAAGGACAAAAGCUCCAUGGCCACCGAGUACUUUGACUCGCUCAAGCGUUACGAGAAGAACUGCGAGAGGGAGGACGGCGUGACCAAGCUGGCCGACUUCUAUGAGACGUUGGGACGUUUCCUCAAAGACCUGGGCCUGCCCAGUCAGGCGGUGGGUCCUCUCCAGCGGUCGCUGGAGAUCCGAGAGACGGCGCUGGACCCCGACCAUCCCAGCGUGGCACGCUCCCUGCACCAGUUGGCCGCCGUGUACGUCCAGUGGAAGAAGUACGGCAACGCCGAGCAGCUGUACAAGCAGGCGCUGGAGAUCAGCGAGAACGCCUACGGGGCCGAGCACGGCAGCGUGGCCCGAGAGCUGGAGUCCCUCGCCGCCCUCUACCAGAAACAAAACAAGUACGAUCAGGCGGAGAAACUCAGGAAGAGGUCCAUGAAGAUAAGGCAGAAAACAGCUCGCCAGAAAGGCCACAUGUACGGCUUCAGUCUGUUGCGUCGCCGGGCCCUCCAGCUGGAAGAGCUCACCCUUGGGACCGACUCGGCCGACUGCGCCCGGACCCUCAAUGAACUAGGAGUGCUUUACUACCUCCAGAACAACCUGGACGCGGCCAAGGUGUUCCUGACGCGCUCGCUGGAGAUGCGCCAGCGUGUCCUGGGCCCGGAGCACCCCGACUGCGCGCAGUCCCUCAACAAUUUGGCGGCGCUGCACACGGAGAGGCGGGACUACCAGGCGGCCGAGGACAUGUACGAGAGGGCGCUGGACAUCCGCAAGAGGGCCCUCUCGCCGGACCACCCUUCGCUCGCCUACACGCUCAAACACCUGGCCAUGCUCUACAAGCGCCGGGGGAAGCUGGAGAAGGCGGUGCCCCUCUACGAGCUCUCGCUGGACAUCCGGGAAAAGAGUUUUGGGCCCAAACAUCCUAGCGUGGCGACGGCACUGGUCAACCUGGCGGUCAUCUACUGUCAGCUGAAGAAGCACGACGAAGCCUUGCCCCUUUACGAACGAGCGCUCAAAGUGUAUGAGGACAGCCUGGGACGCUCGCAUCCUCGUGUCGGCGAGACGCUCAAGAACCUGGCAGUGCUGAGUUACGAAGAGGGCGACUUUGAGACGGCGGCCGAGCUGUACAAGCGAGCCAUGGAGAUCAAAGAGACGGAACCGCCGCCGUCGGCGUGCGGUAACGCGGCGCCGUCGCGCCACUCGUCCACUGCCGACACCUUCGGCCUGAGGGGACCGGCCCCCCUUCCUCAAGGCCCCAGUGCGGGGCAGUCGAAUCCCACUUUCCUGAUUCAAACACCUUCCAAAAGUUAUGUUCUAAGGAAGAAGCCACCCGGUGCGUUGCUACCUGGCGCACACAAGGUGGACAGGGAAUAUCGUGUCCAGAAGGCAUUGCAUUCCGCUGGUUUCCCCGUGCCUCAGCCCCUUCUCCACUGCACCGACAUGGACGUCAUGGGAACAGAGUUCUACCUGAUGGAGCACGUUGUGGGCCGCGUGUUUCGGGAUCUUCGUCUGCCCGGAGUGAUCCCGGCGGAGAGGGCGGCUCUGUACGUGGCAGCAGUGGAAGUUUUGGCCAAACUGCAUUCAUUGGACCUGGCGUCCCUGAAGCUAGACGGCUACGGGAAAGGAGCGGGAUACUGUAGGAGACAGGUGUCCACAUGGACCAAGCAGUACACGGCCUCGGCUCACCGAGACAUCCCUGCCGUGAACGAGCUCUCCUCGUGGUUGAUGAGCAACCUGCCCGUUGAGGAUCAGGAGGUCACGCUGGUCCACGGUGAUUUCCGAGUGGACAACUUGGUAUUCCAUCCGAGCGAGGCUCGGGUGCUGGCGGUGCUGGACUGGGAGUUGUCCACCAGCGGGCAGCCUCUGGCGGACCUGGCCUACUUCCUCAUGCCUCACUACUGGCCCUUCAGCCUCAACAUAUUGAGCUCUAUGGGUAGCUUGAAAGGAAUAGAAGGUAUCCCCUCAGUGGACGAUUUGAUUUCCAUUUAUAAAUGCUGCCGGGGGGUCCCGUCACCUUUGCCCUGCCUAAAUUUCUACUUGGCGCUGUCCUUCUUCAAAAUGGCAGGAAUCGCUCAGGGUGUUUAUGCCCGCCACCUGCUGGGCAAUGCCAGCGCUCCCAAUGCCGCCGAGUUAGGCCAGUGCGUCGAGCCCUUGGCUGUGCUCGCCCUGCAGCUGGCGCAGAGGCCUCCGGAGGCCGCGCAGGAAGCCCGGCUGUUUCUGCAGACGGCCAAAGGCCAGGCAGUGCUCCAGCAGGUGAAGGACUUUAUGAGGCAGCACGUGCUUCCCGCACAGAAGGAAGUAGCGGAGUACUACAUCAAGUAUGCUCACUCGCCCCUGAGGUGGAACACCCCCCAAAUAAUCGAAGCUCUAAAGGUGAAAGCUCGAGAGGCAGGAUUAUGGAAUCUCUUCCUGCCGGCGGCCAGCGGCCUCUCUCAGCUGGACUACGCCCACAUCGCCGAGGAGACCGGACGCUGCUUCUUUGCUCCGGAAGUAUUUAACUGCCAGGCGCCGGACACAGGCAACAUGGAGGUGCUGCACAUGUUUGGCAGCGAGGAACACAAGAAGACGUGGCUGGAACCUCUGCUCAGAGGAGAGAUACGCUCCUGCUUCUGCAUGACAGAGCCUGAGGUGGCGUCCAGCGAUGCCACCAACAUUGCUUGCAGUCUCCACCGUGACGAGGACCAGUUUGUCAUCAACGGAAAGAAGUGGUGGAGCAGCGGUGCGGGGCAUCCUCGAUGCAAAGUGGCCAUUGUGAUGUGUAGGAGCGCCCCCGAGGAGACCGGCAGCAGACAUGCCAGACACACUAUGAUCCUGGUGCCAAUGGACACGCCGGGCGUGAAGUUGAUCAGGCCUCUCACAGUGUUUGGACAAGAGGACGCGAUCCACGGGGGCCAUUUUGAAGUGCACUUUGAGAACGUGCGCGUAGCCGCCGCCAGCAUUAUAUUCGGCGAGGGUCGAGGCUUUGAAAUCGCUCAGGGACGUCUGGGUCCGGGCCGGCUGCAUCACUGCAUGAGAGCCGUGGGCCUGGCGGAGCGGGCGCUGGAACUGCUGUGCCAACGCGCAGCCUCCAGGCGAGCCUUUGGCAAGAAGCUCUAUCAACACGAAGUGGUCGCUCACUGGAUCGCAGAGUGCCGACUCCUGAUUGAGCAAACGCGCCUCCUCACACUCUGUGCCGCACAUGCGCUCGACACGCUCGGCAGCCGUGCCGCACGCAAGCAGAUUGCGCUGAUCAAAGUGGCAGCGGGCAGAAUGGCGUGCAAAGUGGUGGACUGUGCCAUCCAAGUGUUUGGGGGUGCCGGUGUUUCUGGAGACUUCCCUCUGGCGCAGAUGUAUUCCUACGCAAGAACUCUGCGUGUUGCUGACGGACCAGAUGAGGUGCACUUGUCCACCAUCGCCCGUCUGGAGCUGAGGGAUCAAUUGGCCAAAGCCAAGCUGUGACGUCUUCAUAACGUGACUUCCAACCGCAAGCACAGGAGGUCUUUCACAUUUGGAUUCCGCUGCGGUGACUUAAGACUGCAAGACAGGAAAUAGAACAAAGGGUGCAUUUAUUAAAUAAAAACACACGGCUUUGGUAAUUCCAGCGACACACACAAAAUGCGCCCUGCAACAAUGUGAGGCCAAUUUCCUGUGACCUCUCAAGAUAAACAGUGACCCAUGCGUAUGUUUAGGAGAAAAGGCAAUUUAGCUACGCAGUUGCUAAAUGAUCAUAGUGCCAAGUAGCAAACCAGUGAUUCUGAUGUAUUGGUACAAUAUGACAAGUCGUGUGUGUUAUGAUUCAUAAUCUUAUUUUGUGCUGUUUGCCCAGUGUCGAGACCUGCCCUUGGGCUGUACUUUGUCAAGUUUCUCUCACCUCUGCAUAAAGUUUGUGACUGUAAGUCUACUAAACAAAACAGCGGUGGUUAUAUGCCGUCUGCCGCAUCGUGGCCACGUGACGUGUGCGUGACGUCGAUGGGCGGAACGUCCACCCUAAUUCAAAUCCGUGGGCAUAGUUAGCUUGUUUAAAAGGGAGUGGGCAGAAAAACGAUUCAAUUUAUUUAAAUCUAUUUUGAGUGCGCACCAUUAUGUCAAUGCAUAACAACUGUAAGUAUAAUAAAGAGAACAGCAGUUGCUUUGCAGCUGACGUCAUCAGCCGCG